AUGGUCCCAAAUGAGGCCCAUCAAUAUAUGGGGAUUAUCAGCUUGCUUAAGUAUUUUGGAUGGACCUGGGUCGGGAUCUUUGUGGUAGAUGAUGACAGUGGGGAACAUUUUUUGCAGAUCCUAGACCCAUUGCUUUCCCAGAAUGAAAUCUGUUCAGCCUUCACACAAAGAAUUCCACAAGUAGCCCGUUUGGAUGACACCGAUAAACUUAUUGACAUACUCUCGAGUAAUUAUGUAGAUUUCACAGAUGAAAAAGCCAAUACAUUUAUCAUGUAUGGAGAAUCUAUGACAAUUAUAUGGUUGAGAACUAUUAUAUUUAUACGAGACCCUGAAAGUAAGGAAAAUGCAUCAUUUAGAAAGGUAUGGAUCAUGACCACUCAGAUUGAUUUCAUAUUAACAGGCACUCAAAGAGGCUGGGAUCUUCAGUUAUUCCAAGGGGCGAUCUCAUUUACAAUUCACUCAGAAGAUGUUCCAGCAUUCAGAAAAUUUAUUCAGAACAUAACAGCUUACUGGACCCAAGAAGGUGGAUUUCUUAAAGAUUUCUGGGAGCAAGCAUUUGAUUGUUCAUUCACAAAUCCUGAGGAGCCAACAAAUUUCAGUGAAAGAUGUUCUGGGGAGGAAAGGCUGGAGAGUCUUCCUGGGCCUCAGUUUGAGCUUCACAUGACUGGCCACAGCUACAGUAUUUAUAAUGCAGUCUAUGCUGUGGCCCAUACUUUGAAUGCCAUUUACUCAACUAGACCCAAGUGGAGAGCCAUGAUGGGCAGGGAAAGAUUUGAACUUCAAGAUCUGCAGCCGUGGCAGCUCCACCCAUUUCUUCAUGACAUUUCAUUUAACAACUCAGGAGGAGAUGCAAUCCACUUUAAUGAUAAAAGGGAAAUGGGAGGUGGAUUUGACAUAACAAACAUGGUCACAUUUCCAAACACGUCCUUCCAGAGAGUGAAAGUUGGAAGGGUGGGUCCUGAUGGCAUUGGAGGAAAAGAAUUCAUCAUUAAUGAGGACCUAAUUGUGUGGCACAGAGGCUUUAAUGAGGUGCUUCCCAUUUCUGUGUGUAAUGAACACUGCCUCCCGGGUAAUCAGAAGGAAAAAAAGGAAGGGGAAACAUUUUGCUGCUAUGAUUGUGUUUUGUGCCCUGAAGGGAUGAUUUCAAAUAAUACAGAUAUGGUUGAGUGUUCCAAAUGCCCAGAAGAUCAAUAUCCAAGCAAUGAAAAAAAUCGAUGCAUUCCCAAAGUGAUAACCUUUCUGUCCUGUGAAGAAACUUUAGGGAUCAUUUUAGCUUCAAUUGCCAUUUCUUUUUCCCUGAUCACAGCACUGGUGUUCGGAAUUUUUAUUAAGCACAGAGAUACCCCCAUAGUCAAAGCCAACAACCGGGACCUCACCUACACUCUCCUCAUUUCCCUUCUGCUCUGCUUCCUCUCUUCAUUGUUAUUCCUGGGGCAACCUGGGAAAGUGACCUGCCUUCUCCGACAGCCCACUUUUGGCAUCAUCUUCUCCGUGGCUGUUUCUUGUGUGUUGGCCAAAACUGUCACUGUAGUUCUUGCUUUCAUGGCCACCAAACCAGGUUCCAACAUGAGGAAGUGGGUGGGGAAAAGAAUGUCCAGUUGCAUUGUCCUUUCUUGUUCCUUUAUUCAAGUAAAUAUUUGUAUUGUGUGGUUGGCAACUUCUCCCCCCUUCCCUGAUUUAGACAAGCACUCAGUAACAGAAGAAAUCAUUGUGCAAUGUAAUGAUGGGUCAGUUGCCUUGUUUUACUGUGUCCUGGGCUACAUGGGCCUCCUGGCCAUCAUCAGUUUCAUUGUGGCAUUCCCUGCCCGCAAAUUACCAGAUAGUUUCAAUGAAGCGAAGUUCAUUACAUUCAGCAUGCUGGCAUUUUGCAGUGUAUGGGUCUCCUUCAUUCCAACCUACCUGAGCUCUAGAGGAAAAUACAUGGUGGCUGUGGAGGUCUUCUCCAUCUUAGCCUCCAGUGCUGGGUUACUGGGUUGCAUCUUUUCCCCUAAAUGCUACAUCAUUAUGUUGAGGCCUGAGUUGAACAACAGGGAGCAAAUAGUAAGGAAAAGGAAUUAA
Messenger RNA from Rhineura floridana, 2058 nucleotides. Its product is annotated as vomeronasal type-2 receptor 26-like. Gene Ontology annotation, molecular function: G protein-coupled receptor activity. The coding region runs from base 1 to 2058 and encodes 685 amino acids. Lineage: Eukaryota; Metazoa; Chordata; Lepidosauria; Squamata; Rhineuridae. The transcript has 4 exons. The record is from RefSeq and is a predicted model, not a curated record. Gene Ontology annotation, biological process: G protein-coupled receptor signaling pathway. Gene Ontology annotation, cellular component: membrane.